Mercurialis annua (annual mercury) is the source of this 2644-nucleotide messenger RNA. RefSeq names its product FT-interacting protein 3-like. The transcript is spliced from 2 exons. The coding region runs from base 125 to 2428 and encodes 767 amino acids. The record is from RefSeq and is a predicted model, not a curated record. Lineage: Eukaryota; Viridiplantae; Streptophyta; Magnoliopsida; Malpighiales; Euphorbiaceae.
UUCAUUGCUUAUAGUCUAAUUUGGCUGAUUUAGUUAUUCUGUAAGUACCAAGUUGGCUUCAGAUUUUACAUAUUCAAAAGCCUGCGGAUUUGUUCAACUUCGGCUUCCUUUUCAAGUUUAAGCAAUGCCGCCAAAGGAAAAACCAAAAGAGGACUACUCGCUUAAGGUGACUAAACCCAACAUUGGAAGAGGGAACGCCACAGGCAAUCAUAAGCUCACACUUGUAGAACAACGACACUUUUUGUAUGUUAGAAUUGUUAGAGCCAAGAAUUUGCCGGUGAAUAAUGUCAGUGGCACCUGUGACCCCUUUGUGGAGCUUAGGGUUGGAAAUUUUAAGACAACAACGAGAUAUCUUGACAAAACCUCCAACCCUGAAUGGAACCAAGUGUUUGCUUUCACGAAGGAUCGAAUUCAGGGAAGAACCAUUGAUAUUUUGGUUCGUGAUAAGGAAUUUGUGAAUGAUGAGAUAGUUGGUUGUGUUUCAUUUGAUAUAGCCGACAUUCCCACACGGUCUCCACCAGAUAGUUCAUUGGCACCACAAUGGUACAGAUUAGAGGAUCGCAAUGCGGUGAAGGUGGUAGGCGAGUUGAUGUUGGCUGUUUGGAUUGGAAAUCAAUCCGAUGAUGCAUUUUCUGUUGCUUGGCAUUCUGAUGCUGCUUCUGUUAGUGGUCAAAGUGUUGCAUAUACACUUCGUAAGGAAUAUCUUUCCCCUAGACUUUGGUAUCUUAGGAUCAAUGUGAUUGGAGCACAGGAUUUGGUGCCUAGAGAUAAGAAUAGGAAACCAGAAGUUUAUGUAAGGGCUGUUGUUGGAAACGUAGUUUUGAGGAGUAGAUUUUCACCAGAUAAGAGUAUGAGUCCUAGUUGGAAUGAGGAGUUGAUGUUUGUUGCAGCAGAGCCAUUUGAUGAUCCUCUGAUUAUGAGCGUGCAAGACAAGGAGGAAUGUCUAGGGAAGUGUGUGAUACCUCUGCAGAACGUGGAAAAGACGGUGCUGCUGGCUCCACCAAUGGGAGACAAGUGGUUUAAUCUUGAGAGGUCUGUAGUGGAGAAGGAAGAGAAGAAGGAAGCGAAAUUCGCUACUAGACUUCAUCUGAAGGUCUUUUUGGAUGGCAGGUAUCAUGUUUUUGAUGAACCCACAUACUAUUGUAGUGAUCUCAGGGCAACAUCACCUGAGUUAUGGCCGAACAAAAUUGGGAUUUUGGAGUUGGGAAUUUUGAAAGCUGAAGGCUUGCUUCCCAUCAAGUCCAAGGAUGGCCGUGGAACCACUGAUGCUUACUGUGUAGCCAAAUACGGUCAGAAGUGGGUCCGGACAACUACUGUUGUCGACUGCUUAGCUCCAAAAUGGAAUGAACAGUAUUGUUGGGAUGUUUAUGAUCCGUACACAGUCAUCACAGUUGGAGUUUUUGACAACUCACAUUUACAAGUAGUAGACGAGAAGGGAGGGGCGAAAGAUCCAAGAAUUGGUAAGGUAAGGAUUCGGCUGUCUACCCUAGAGACGGGCAGGAUUUACACGCAUUCUUACCCGCUUAUCGUCCUGCAACCAAAUGGGUUAAAGAAAAUGGGAGAACUUCAUUUGGCUGUCAAGUUCAGCUGUGCCUCUUUGGUCAAUUUGUUAGGUACUUAUACAAAGCCUUUGCUUCCCAUAAUGCAUUACACUAGCCCAUUCUCCGUGUACCAGCUCGACAGUUUAAGGCACCAAGCCAUCCAUCUUCUGUGUUUAAGGCUAGGCCGUGCAGAUCCACCUUUGAGGAAGGAGGUCGUUGAGUAUAUGCUCGAUACAGGUGCGAACAUGUGGAGCCUGAGAAGAGGAAAAGCCAACUGUGAAAGAGUGAUGGCUUGCUUGAGUGGUACAGUUAGACUCUGGAAAUGGUUUGAUGAGAUUUGCCAAUGGAAAAAUCCGACGGUAACAAUACUGAGUCAGACGAUUUUCAUAGGCAUGGCGAUUUUCCCUCGACUCAUACUACCUACAUUGUUUAUGGUAGUGUUCAUGGUCGGAAUGUUGAGCUACCCGAAACGGCCAAGGCAUCCUCCUCACAUGGAUACAAGGCUAUCUCAUGCGGAAACCGCAAGUUCCGAUGAAUUGGAGGAAGAGUUUGACACGUAUCCAUCGUCGAAGCAAGGUGAAGUAAUGAAGAAGAGGUAUGACAGGCUGAGAAGCAUAGGAGGGAGGUUAGUGACAAUGAUAGGUGACUUGGCAACCCAAUUGGAGAGGAUGCAUUCUCUGCUGAGCUGGAGGGAUCCGAGAGCCACAUGUAUGUUGAUGAUGUUGUGUGUGAUUGGUGGGUGCAUGGCGUAUUUGGUCCCGUUCAAAUACGUGGCUGUGCUUAUCGGAAUAUAUGUAAUGAGGCCCCCAAGGAUGCGUGUCAGUGUGCCUGCCUUAUGCCAAAACUUCCUGAGGAGGUUGCCUGCUAAAACAGAUAUCAUUCUGUAAUGGAGAUAUAUAUAAUGCAUGGUAAAAGUAUUGUAUUGCUUUCAAGCAUCAGAUCACUAGUUAAGAAAUUCAUUUUUACAUCUAUAUUAGUUAAAUUGAUGCUGUUUUUGCUUUUUUGGUCGGUUUGGUUGAACCUCUAUGGAAUUACAUACUUGAACCUAGUUCAGUUCAAGAGAAACUGUCAAAAAUUGAUAAAUUAGUUCAGUUCGAUUUUAA